UAAACCGGCUAAUCGCGUGACGUCAAGUCGUCUGCUGCCUCAGUUCUGCUGUCCGCGCAGACGAUCUAGGGAAAAAAAAUUAUUAUUCACCCGGAUUAUUUCCCGGACAUAAACGCCGAGAAUUGUUCUGUUAUUGAUAAUCGAUUGGUGUUCACUCGUCAUUGAUACUGUUCUCGUCUGUUUAGUGUGACAUGUGAUAGGUUAUAGGUCAGGCCGAAACAGACGUUUAAACCAUGUGUUCAUCAAACAGAGACCGAAACAGAAUUUAUUAGAGCCCGUGGUCUUUGAAAAAUGUAACUGUUCAUAAUAAAUAAUUUUGAUUGCCAGAAAAAAGAAAAGAAAUUCUUGGAUUACAUACAUUAUAAUAUAAACUACUGACUAGAAACUGAAGUUGUUAUAAUGUUUACAUUUUAUUCGAUAUAACAAAGGAAGUUUAGUAUUCACCGCAAUGUUUCCUACAACAUUCAACAAAUGUCUCGCUUCAGUUGUGUGCGUUGUGGCUUUUGUUUUGAUCGGGGUUCAAGGUCACGAAUUCCAGCCCGACGAUGCCAAGUUGAUCCUGAAGCAACACAAUGAGUACAGACGGCAGGAGUCAGCAGCCGACAUGUACCAGAUGUUCUGGAACGUGAGCCUGCAGCAGAGGGCCGACAACUGGGCGAGGCGCUGCCUCUUCAAGCACGAGCGUAGCCCGGAUGUGGGGGAGAACCUAUUCUUCGACACGGACCACCAGAACGGCGUCUACAGCCGGGGCUUGAAGGCGUGGUACGACGAGAAGACCAACUGGGGGUACACGGACCAGGGGUGUCGUGGGACCUGUCACUACACUCAGGUCGUCUGGUCGUACACAACCAACGUAGGAUGCUCGGCCCACGUGUGCCCGAACCUGAACGUCGGAGGCCGGAUGAUCAAGAACGCCAUGUACCUGGUCUGCUUCUACUAUCCAAGAGGAAAUUUUGUUGGCCACUUCCCGUACGCCAAAGGUCAAGCGUGUUCUGAUUGUGCUGAGGGGGACACGUGUUUAGAUGGGCUGUGUGUGUCGUCUGGUCCUGAAUCCAAACUGGCGCCAGAUUUCGUCAAGGCCAUGCCAUCACAGAGUCUAACCAUGUCCUCCAGCCACAUCAGCACGCUCGACGCCUUCAAGUCGCUGAGUCAGCAGUUCCCCACCCACACCGUCCACCACAGCUCGCGGCACCAGCGUCACGAGCAGCAGCACCACCAGAGCGAGACGGUGGUCUCGCCCUCGGGCUACACCCACCAGUCCCACUCCCGGUACCACCAUCAGGAGGUUCGCCAUUCCCAGACGCACUACCAGUCUAGAAACGACAUGGAGCGGAAGUGGCUGGAGAAGAUGAAACAGGAGGAGCAAGGUGAGACCAGAGUUCCGGUGCAAGAGGUGGACGAUGAGGGAGAGGAGAGGAGGCGUCAGGAGGAGAGGAGGCGUCACAACGAGAUGCUCAAGAAGAGGGAGAACGACGCUAGACAGAUCAAGCUGCUGCUGAGGGAGAAGCUGAGGCUGGAGGAGGAGAAAAGACGUCAAGAGAUGGCGAGGGUGGAGGAGGAGAAGCGGGAGGAGAUGCUGAGGGUGAGAGAACAGAGACGGGAGGAGAUGAAGAGGAGGGAGGAGAGGAAACGAGAGGAGACGCAGAGGCUGGAGGACCAAAAACGUGAAGAGAUGUUGAAGAUGGAGGAAGAAAAACGCCGGCUCUCCGAACAGACGACGCCCCUGCAAGUGGACACCCUCCGCCUAGAAAACAAAGACACCUCUGGCAGACAACCGAAGAUCGUCUACCCUGAACAAGAAACGCCCCUGUCUGAAAAGUCGGUCAGCGUCGUCACACGGACCGAGUCGAACAGUUCCAGUUGGAACCACACCCUGCUGACGCCGGAUGGGCCCAGGUCUCGGCAUUAUUCAGAUCACGUGCACCGCAGUGGGGUGAGUGCCCAGGAGAUGGUCAAGUCCUACAGGCCACCCACUGACCAGAGGGGCGGCUCGCAACAAGAGGAGGAGAAGCAAGUUCUUGAUGCAGACGGUAGACCGUGUACAGACAGACGGAAGGAAUGUCCCACUUGGGCGACUAAAUGUCAGCGAAGUGCGGUCGUGACCCUCGCCUGCCCUUUGACCUGCGGCAAGUGUGGCCUUCACCUAACCAACCGGAAGAGAAACAGCUACUCACGAGCCCAAGGAAACGUGGACGCCAAGGCCUACCACAGGACCCACACGCGCGCACGGCGGCCCAAGAAGACCCGCCAAAACCAGAAAAAGAAGAUUGAAAAACAGCGGGAAAGAGAGGCCUUGGUGAGGGAAAAAGAUCAAUCUUUGAGGGGCAGUGACGCCCCAGUGAGAGAAAGAGAUCAGUCUUUGAGGGGCAGUGACGCCCCAGUGAGGGGAAAAGAGCAGUCUUUAAGGGGCAGUGACGCCCCAGUGAGGGGAAAAGAGCAGUCUUUGAGGGGCAGUGACGCCCCAGUGAGAGAAAGAGACCAGUCUUUGGGGGGCAGUGACGCCCCAGUGAGGGGCAGUGACGCCCCACAGGAAAUGAGAGAGCUGCGCAUGCGUCAGGUGACCAAUGGGGUACAAAGGGACCAGGAAACGAAACCGGAUGAGGCUCCUGUUAUAGUCGAGCCUCUCAGGCCAAGACGAAUCAACCCCCACACUCAAGCACGCGCCAGCAUGUGCCGGGACUACCCGACCCACGUGACGAGCUGCAAAUUCUGGUCAAAACGAGGCUACUGUCUACACAACCAGAUCGUCCGUGAGGUUUACUGCAGGCAUUCCUGCGCGUCCUGUGGUUAAGUGGGUUCGAAUCCCACUCAGCCUGACGUUAAUUCUGGUAUUUAAUUAACACUGAGGUAUAUAAUGACGCAAUGCUGUGGUAAACAGCUAACCCUGUUGUCGCCUAGAAAGUAUGAAUAUUUAUAAACAAAAUGUUAUUGAAUUGCUUGUUGGUAUGGGAUGUUUAGGAUUUAUUUUCGGUUGGUUUAUUUUUAUAGUAGGUAAUACUCAUUCAAAGUAUUUCAAGAGACUUCAGUAUAAGUAAUGCCUAGCAUUCUUUCCUCGUAUUAUGUAAGGUUAUUUGGAUAUGCUAUCUGUAUAGGUCAUAUAAAAUAUGAGGUUUUUAUAUAGGCCAUUUAGAAACGUUGUUUGUAUAGACAAUAAUAUAUAAACAGAAUGUUUAUGUGUUAGUCAUAAAAAAUCAACGUUUAUGGAAUACAGUAUAAAAAAAUAGGUUAUAAAGAAAAAGUAAGAUUGGACAUGAGCAAUAUUCAAACAGUUAUGUGGUGUUGUAAACAAACUAUAAAACAAGACAUUCAUUAGAAAAGUGUAUUAUAUUUUUGUUAAUUGUUUCUAUAAGAAAAACAUUUAACAAGUGGUGUUUUGACCACGUGAUGUGAUUAAACAAGAUUGCCUUGACGUAUUUAACAUAUUACAUUUUAUUUUUUCUGACAUUGUCGGUUUUUUAAAAGAAUUCAUAGUCAUAGUGUCUUGGCAUCACAGGAUGGACAAAGGUGGACAGCACAUAUUAAAAGCCAAUAAAUGC
Molecule: messenger RNA, 3536 nt
Organism: Physella acuta
Lineage: Eukaryota; Metazoa; Mollusca; Gastropoda; Physidae
Product: trichohyalin-like
Source: RefSeq, a predicted model, not a curated record